This is a messenger RNA of Cetraspora pellucida, 1512 nucleotides long. The record is from the annotation of a GenBank genome assembly. Lineage: Eukaryota; Fungi; Glomeromycota; Glomeromycetes; Diversisporales; Gigasporaceae.
AUGUAUAAUGAAACUGAAGCGUCAUCAACUAAAUUCGAGUUUUUAACUUCAGAAGAAGUAGGAUUUGUCCUUAGAAAAGCUAUUACAGAAUGCUCUGAAAGAGGGUUAUAUUUUGCUGCAAAAUGGGCUGCUGAAACAUUGGAUGGGCUUUCGUCUUCUUUAAAAGAAUCAUUGGAUUCAGCGAAGAUGGACAUGUCAUAUUGUUCAUUUUUUACUCAACAAGAUGUAUCAGCUAAUAUUGAUUAUGUUGAACUUGAUAAAUAUCUUCUCGGUAAAUCUUAUUUCGAUGUUAAAGAAUUUGAUAGGGCUGCUUUUGUGUUGGAAAAAUGCACAUCUUCAAGGUGUAGAUUUUUAAAAGGUUAUUCUAAAUAUCUGGCUGGCGAGAAAAGAAAGGAGGAAGAGAGUCAAGACAUUAUGGGUCCAUUAGAUGAUUCAAAAUGUUUAAAUAAAGAAAUACAAAAUUUAUGGGAAGAAAUGGAGACAUGGCGUGAGGAGGGUGAAAUGGAUGGCUUUCUCGUCUACCUAUAUGGUCUUAUUCUCAAACAGAAAAAUCCACAAGCGAAGAAUAUUAAAGAUAUCUUCUUAGACUCUAUACUCAAAUAUCAUUACAAUUGGAGCGCUUGGUUAGAAUUGGCUAACUGCAUAACUAAUAAAGAUAUGAUGGAAGAUAUACUGGUGUUGCUUCCAGAUACUUUCAUGUUAAGAUUUUUUAAAAUUUAUUUAUCUGUAGAAUUAUUGGAAUCUCCUAAAUGCUUUGAAUUAAUUGGUGAAGGGUAUCGUAUUUUUUACGAUGAUUUUAUCUCAUUAAUCGAAGCACCUUACUUAUAUACAAAUUGUGGUUUACCUAUUUCAGAUUAUUUGGCAGCAGAGUCUGUAUUUGAAGAAAUAAUCAAAUCAGAUCCAUAUAGAUUAGAUGACAUUGACCUUUAUUCGAAUGUUCUAUAUGUGUUAGACGGAAAGAGCGCAAAAUUGAGUUUUCUUGCACAUAUGAGUUGUCAUACAGAUAAAUUUCGUUCUGAAACUAUGUGUAUCGUAGGAAAUUACUAUAGCUCGAAAGGUGAACAUGAAAAGGCAAUAUCAUAUUUUCGACGAGCAUUACAAGUUGAUAGGAAUUGUUUGGCCGCCUGGACAUUGAUGGGACAUGAAUAUGUUGAGCUGAAAAACACUCAUGCGGCUGUCGUUUCAUAUAAACGAGCAGUGGAAAUCAAUCCCAAAGAUUAUCGAGCAUGGUGCGGUCUUGGACAAACUUAUGAAAUGUUGAAAAUGCCUUGCUAUGCGAUCUAUUAUUAUCAACGAUCUUCAGCUUUGAGGCCGUAUGAUGCUAGAAUGUGGUUACGUUUGGGAGCCCUUUAUGAGCAGCUUUCAGUUUUACAUGAGUCUAUAAAGGCUUAUAAAAGGGCACUGCAAUGUACCGAUAUCGAUUCUAAUUCGAAACUUCAAGCCACAUUAAAGCUGGACUCUUUGUAUGAAAGCUCUGAUAAAGACAAGGCUACAGAGCAUUAUAGUGAAUAA